Messenger RNA from Amphimedon queenslandica, 996 nucleotides. Its product is annotated as carbonyl reductase [NADPH] 1-like. Gene Ontology annotation, molecular function: carbonyl reductase (NADPH) activity. The transcript is spliced from 4 exons. NCBI's taxonomy places the organism in Eukaryota, Metazoa, Porifera, Demospongiae, Haplosclerida, Niphatidae. The record is from RefSeq and is a predicted model, not a curated record. Bases 32 to 850 code for a protein of 272 amino acids.
CUUUAAGGUGUGGCAUAAAUUUUCUCUCAAAAUGGCGUCCAAAAGGGUAGCAGUUGUUACUGGCUCAAAUAAAGGCAUUGGACUUGCAAUUGUCCGUAGCCUCUGCAAGAAGUUUGAUGGUGAUGUUAUCCUUACAUCACGUGACGAGGGGAGAGGAAAAGAGGCUGUGAAACAACUGAAGGAAAAGGAAAGUCUCAACCCAGUCUAUCAUCAGUUGGAUAUAACUAAUGCACAAUCUAUUGAGGGGCUCGUUACCUUUGUAAAGGAUACUUAUGGAGGCCUUGAUGUCCUUAUUAAUAAUGCUGGGAUUGCAUACAAAUCUGCUUCAACAGCUCCUGAUUUGGAACAGGCCACUGUUACCAUGGCUACCAACUUCACAGCUACUCUAAAUAUUUCUCGUGCUUUCUUUCCUCUCCUGCGUCCUGGAGCUCGUGUUGUCAAUGUUGCAUCAUUUACGGGGAAACUUAGUAAAUAUGGACCAGCUGUAAAGGCUAAAUUCACAGAUCCUAAUUUGACUGAGGCUGGCCUAGUGUCACUGAUGGAAGAAUACAUCUCUGUUAUCAGAGAAGGUAAAGCUAGUGAGCUAGGCUGGAACAAUACCAAGUAUGGUACAAGCAAAACAGCAGUCAUUGCCCUCAGCAAGAUACAUGCUAAAGAGCUUGCAGCUUCUGACAAGGAAGACAUAUUGGUUAACAGCUGCUGUCCAGGUUGGGUGAAGAUGGACAUGGCUGGGGACAGAGCUCCCCUGACUCCUGAUGAAGGAGCUGUCACACCAGUCACUUGUGCUCUGUUGCCCCCUGGUAGUCCUAAUGGAGAGUUCUGGAGGGAUCAAAAAGUUUCUGAAUGGUGACCUUUCUAAAUCACAGUGAUCUUAAUAAACUUUAAUUAAUAGUUUAUCUGAAACUGGCUAGGCUGCCAUGUAGUGAUUUGAUAGCUAGUUAUAGCUUUUUUAUUUCAAAAAAUUAGUUUUAUACCAUGUUAUUAAAACUAUAAAAA